This is a messenger RNA of Diabrotica virgifera virgifera (western corn rootworm), 1083 nucleotides long. RefSeq lists its product as uncharacterized. Gene Ontology annotation, cellular component: external side of plasma membrane. Gene Ontology annotation, biological process: biological process involved in interspecies interaction between organisms. The transcript is spliced from 4 exons. Gene Ontology annotation, molecular function: carbohydrate binding. The record is from RefSeq and is a predicted model, not a curated record. The coding region runs from base 11 to 916 and encodes 301 amino acids. Lineage: Eukaryota; Metazoa; Arthropoda; Insecta; Coleoptera; Chrysomelidae.
GUCAAAUAAAAUGGCUAAGAAACCUUUAGCAAUUUUCUUUUUGUGCGCAUUAAUAUGGAAGGAAAAUGCCGUUGAAGGAAAAUUUAAGUUUAGCUUAAAAUGGGAAAGUUCUGAAGAACCUAGGGAGGCAUUCCCUGUAAAGAAUUUGCCAAGUAUUAAUUUGUUACAGAAUACAAAUUUUUCUGCUCGAAAUCUGCCAACUUUUCGUAACAGUGUGUACGAAAUGGGAGUUGAUACUUAUCAGGGAAACUUUUUUGGUGCACAGGAAUAUUGCAGAUCUCUUAACAUGAGCCUGGUUAGUAUUGAAUCUGAGGAUGAAAAUUAUUUUCUUUACCAACUGAUGAAGGAACGUUUUGGUGAUAGCAUGGAAUAUUGGUUUUGGACUUCAGGAGCCAAACUGGACAACAGAUGGAUAUGGAUGAGUACAGGGCGCCCGAUUAAAUACUACAACUGGAUGCGCUUCCAACCAGACAACAUACGAAACAAGGAAAAUUGUAUAGAAGUGAGAUUUAACUGGUACACGGGUUUGGGUUGGAACGAUAGGAAUGGACUUGAUUGCGGCGUACAUGCACUGUGUGAAGCAGAAAUUGAACCUGUUAAAACGCUUAAAACGCUUACCACACCUAUUAUACGGACUACCACACCUGAUGUAUGGGAUACUACACCUAUUAUACGGACUACCACACCUGCUAUACGGACUACCACACCUGAUAUAUGGAAUACCAAACCUGAUAUAUGGUAUAACACACCACCUAUUGCACGGGAUACGACACCUGAUGUACGGGAUACCACACCUGUUAUACGGGAUACCACACCUGAUACUAUAUGGAAUAACACGUAUCUUACCCGGGAAACAGAUGAUAAAUGGUCUUCAACACCUGAUUAUUAUUACGCUUAUACCUAUGACACCUAUUAGUAAAUCCCUAGAUGGUAACACAGUAAAAAUAAAUGGACGUCUUUAUUUUUAUCCAACUAUGAUUAUCAUUCAAGACCAUAAACUUUAUAAAUAUUAGCGAUAUGUGAAAAUUUAGGUAAAUCGUCAACUAAUGACAUAGAAAAAUUAAAAUUUACUUUUACUCAAAA